UGGACUGAUCAUAUACCCAAUAGCUUGGGUGGCAAACGGGUAAUGUGUCCGUAGUGCGGUAGUAGCCACACUCUAUGGGGCAGGGGGCACUGGCAACCGCGACUGGUACUAGUCUGAUUCCCAAUCCGACGUGAGAAAUUUGCAUUCUGCUGAAAUCUGUUAGGCUUUGUGACGAUUUACAACCCUGAACAAUUAAUUAAGCAUGGGACUCUACCAUUUGAGGUGACAGUAGGAUCGGGGCGUUUCAAAAUAUUCACACACGUUCUUAGCAACGAGAGAGAGAGGGCCAUGCUCGCACUCCUCAGCCGCUGAGUAAUCCCCGCAGCCGCUUUGUUUCGGUGUUUUCUCUUUCGAGGAUGGAGUGACCAAAUCCCUAUCCGGAUGAUUUGAUGGGGCUGCUCAGAGUCAUGAUGCCACCCAAGUUGCAGCUGCUGGCGCUGCUUGCUUUUGCAGUGGCCAUGUUCUUCCUUGAGAACCAAAUCCAGAAGCUGGAGGAGUCCCGGGGAAAGCUUGAGCGAGCCAUUGCCAGACACGAGGUGCGGGAGAUUGAGCAGCGGCACACGCAAGAUGGCCUGAGGGAGCGUGAGAUGGCGGCCGUGCUUUCUGACAGCGAGAAUGACUUGGUGAUCAUCUACAACCGAGUGCCCAAGACUGCCAGCACCUCCUUCACCAACAUCGCCUAUGACCUGUGUGGGAAGAACCACUACCAUGUCCUGCACAUUAACACCACCAAAAACAACCCUGUCAUGUCCAUACAGGACCAGGUGCGGUUUGUAAAGAACGUGACAGAGUGGACAGAAAUGAAGCCUGCAAUUUACCACGGACACGUCUCUUUCCUGGAUUUCACAAAGUUUGGAGUGAAGAGGAAGCCCAUCUACAUAAACCUGAUUAGAGACCCUAUCGAGAGGCUGGUGUCUUAUUAUUACUUUCUGCGUUUUGGGGAUGACUACAGACCUGGCCUGAGACGUAGGAAACAAGGAGAUAAGAAGACAUUUGAUGAGUGUGUUUCUGCUGGUGGAUCGGACUGUGCUCCUGAGAAACUUUGGCUCCAGAUCCCCUUUUUUUGUGGUCAUUAUUCUGAAUGUUGGAAUGUGGGCAGCCAGUGGGCUCUGGAGCAGGCCAAAUACAACCUGGUGAAUGAGUACAUGCUGGUGGGAGUAACUGAAGAGCUGGAGGACUUUGUGAUGAUGCUGGAGGCUGCGCUGCCACGUUUCUUCAGAGGAGCCACAGAGCUGUAUAAAACAGGAAAGAAAUCCCACUUAAGGAGGACCAGUGAGAAAAAGCCACCCACUAAGGAAUCCAUCGCCAAGCUGCAGCAGUCAGCCAUCUGGAAGAUGGAGAACGAGUUCUAUGAGUUUGCACUGGAGCAGUUCCAGUUCGUCAGGGCCCAUGCUGUCAGAGAAAAGGAUGGGGAACUCUACAUGCUGGCUCAAAAUUUCUUCUAUGAAAAGAUCUAUCCCAAAAACUAAAAACAGGGUCUCUCGGGAGAACAGUUUUGGGGUCUUUUGUGCAUAGGUUGAAGCAUUCUGGGGAAAAGAAGUGGGAGGAUGAUGGGGCAUGAGACAUGAGGACUGCUGCUGUUGACUUGCUACAUUUGUGAUGGAGGACAAAAAGAGGCACUGCUACAUAAUCAGCCUGCCAACAGCUGUUAUCCAUCACUGGGUCAAUCAGCUGGUGGGGUAGCUUGUAUUUCAUCAGGAGGUUGUUCUUAGCAGCUUUUCCACUCUGUUUCCCUUCCACAACAAAGGUCAUCUGUGCCGAGGAGCCUUCACUGACAUGUGUGCACACAUAACCCAGCCCACUGUGGAUCAGGUGUAGAACUGGCUGUUCGUUUAACCUGAAAAAAAAAAACCCCACUGGCUUUGUACUGUUUGAUUGUGUUUGGUUGUAUUUUAGCUCUUUAAUAUGAUUAUUGUACAUAUUUGAGGACUGACAUUUUUCACAGUGAAAUGACUUCUUGCAUCACCACCGUGACUAACUCAAAGUGACUGUAAAAAGCUGAGUACCUGCUUGAACCUAAACAUCAUUUGGUGGGGGUUUUUCUGCUGAUUGACUAUUUACUGGGGCAAGUGUGUGUGUUUUAUACUUUAUUUGAUGUGUGACUCUUGUAAAUGAAUGAUGCUUUUACACUUAAUGUUACUGAAUUGUGUUGGAACAUUACAGUGAAGAUGCUGCUUCUCUAAACAUUUCAGUCCAAUUUUCUUUUCAAGCUGUGGGUUGAAUAUUUUGUAGAGAUGCACCAGUUUGUGUCUGAUUUAUGAUUAGCGAUUUUUGUAAAGAUUUGACCUACCGAAAACAAUCUUGGCUGAAUUUCUUUAAGAACUACAGUAUGUUGAACAGUGUUCAAAAUACACUGAACAAAUAAACACGACACUUUU
Girardinichthys multiradiatus is the source of this 2378-nucleotide messenger RNA. RefSeq names its product heparan sulfate 2-O-sulfotransferase 1a (gene hs2st1a). NCBI's taxonomy places the organism in Eukaryota, Metazoa, Chordata, Actinopteri, Cyprinodontiformes, Goodeidae. Gene Ontology annotation, molecular function: heparan sulfate 2-sulfotransferase activity. The record is from RefSeq and is a predicted model, not a curated record. Gene Ontology annotation, cellular component: membrane. The coding region runs from base 390 to 1469 and encodes 359 amino acids. The transcript is spliced from 7 exons.